ACCUGUGAGGAACUGAUGAUGUGUGGGAAGUAGAAUCCACUAACUCACUGAACGCGUAACUCACAUUCACAAACGCCAUCCAAAACCACCGUAACAAACCCACCAAUCUCAGCAACCACCCUGUCUUCCACCACCGGCGACACACCAAAUUACAAAAACACCCUUCCAAAUCCAAUAAACUAAUGCACACAUCAUGCUCAUAUAAAGGACCGUACGUGUCAAAAUCACCAUCAUUUUUAUCGCCCUUUCUCUCUCCUCAUCUCGGAGUACUCAUUACGCCUAAUAAUACUACUAGACCUACACACACAACGAGCACGAAGAACAAGAGUGCUGUAAUUAGGGCAAUGCCUACUGCUUCUUCUUCACCUGAGAUCGAUAACAAUGGCGCUUUGCGGAAGUUCAAGCUGAACGAAGCGUCGUUUCUCGCUUCUCUCAUGCCGAAGAAGGAGACCGGUGCCGAUCGCUUUGUUGAAGCGCAUCCGGAGUACGAUGGCCGCGGUGUUGUUGUUGCUAUUUUCGAUUCUGGUGUUGAUCCGGCUGCCGCAGGAUUACAGGUGACCUCAGACGGGAAACCAAAAGUCCUAGAUGUCAUUGAUUGCACUGGGAGUGGUGAUGUUGAUACAUCAACCGUUGUGAAGGCUGAUGCAAAUGGUUGUAUUCGUGGUGCAUCAGGGGCGUCCCUUACUAUAAAUUCUUCUUGGAAGAAUCCUUCUGGGGAGUGGCAUGUGGGAUACAAGUUGAUAUAUGAGCUUCUUACAGACACAUUAGUAUCUCGUUUGAAGAAAGAAAGAAAGAAAAAGUGGGACGAGAAGAAUCAGGAAACAAUAGCCGAGGCUGUAAAGCAGCUUGAAGAGUUUGACAAGAAGCAUACAAAGGUUGAUGAGACGAAUUUGAAAAAGACUCGUGCGGACCUUCAAGAUCGAGUUGAUUAUUUGAAGAAACAACCAGAUGGCUAUGAUGACAAGGGGCCUGUUAUUGAUGCUGUCGUAUGGCAUGAUGGAGAAGUGUGGAGGGUGGCUCUUGACACGCAGAGUCUUGAGGAUGACCCCACGUGUGGGAAACUUGCUGAUUUUGUUCCCCUAACUAGUUUCAAGAUUGAACGCAAGUAUGGUGUAUUUAGCAAGUUGGAUGCUUGUACAUUCGUGACCAAUGUUUAUAAUGAAGGUAAUAUUUUGAGUAUAGUAACCGACAGUUCGCCACAUGGCACUCACGUUGCUGGUAUUACCACUGCUUUCCACCCUAAGGAACCAUUGCUUAAUGGAGUUGCCCCUGGGGCACAGGUAGUUUCGUGUAAGAUAGGUGACUCACGCUUAGGUUCAAUGGAAACUGGAACAGGCUUGACACGUGCAUUAAUUGCUGUUGUGGAGCACAAAUGCGAUGUUAUCAACAUGAGCUAUGGAGAAUAUACGAUGUUUCCGGACUAUGGUCGCUUUGUGGAGCUUGUUGAUGAGGUGGUAAAUAAGUACCGUGUAGUAUUUGUUAGUAGUGCUGGCAACAACGGGCCUGCAUUGACCACCCUGGGUGCGCCAGGUGGCACCACAUCAAGCAUAAUAGGAGUUGGUGCAUAUGUCUCUCCGGCUAUGGCUGCUGGAGCUCAUGCUUUAGUCGAGGCUCCUCCUGAAGGGCUUGAGUACACUUGGUCUAGUCGGGGACCCACUGCUGACGGGGAUCUUGGUGUAUAUGUGAGUGCUCCUGGUGGGGCAGUGGCCCCUGUUCCUACAUGGACUCUCCAGCGGCGUCAGCUCAUGAAUGGUACAUCCAUGUCAUCACCAUCUGCAUGUGGUGGAGUCGCUUUGGUCAUCAGUGCAAUGAAGGCUGAGGGGAUUCAAGUGAGUCCUUACAGUGUGAGGAAGGCCCUUGAGAAUACUUGUACACCGAUUGGCUCUUUGCCCGAAGAUAAACUAUCAAAUGGACAUGGCCUUAUUCAAAUUGACAAGGCCUUUGAGUAUGCUCAGAAAGCAGCUGAUUUGCCAUGCAUUUGGUAUAAGAUAAGCAUCAGUCAGUCAGGAAAAACAACAUCAUCACCAUUGCGAGGCAUAUACCUCAGAGAGGCUAGCUAUUGCAAUCAAUCUACUGAGUGGACAGUGCAAGUUGAUCCACAAUUUCAUGAAGGUGAAAGUAAUUUAGAACAGCUAGUCCCGUUUGAAGAGUGUAUUGAAUUACGUUCUAGUGGAAAGGAAGUCGUGAAAGCUCCAGAUUAUCUGCUUCUCACUUACAAUGGCCGUAGCUUUAAUGUGGUUGUAGAUCCAACGAAGCUCAGUGAUGGUUUACAUUAUUUUGAAGUGUAUGGAAUAGACUGUAAUGCCCCCUGGCGUGGUCCUCUUUUCCGAAUUCCCGUUACUAUAACAAAGCCAAAAAUUGUGGGAACUCGGCCUCCACUCACUACAUUCUCUGGAUUAUCUUUCCAGCCAGGCCAUAUCGUACGCAAAUUCAUUAAGGUUCCAUAUGGGGCUACAUGGGUUGAGGCAGCGAUGCGUACAUCAGGGUUUGACACUCCAAGAAGAUUCUACAUUGACACUGUACAGAUAUCUCCAUUGAAAAGGCCUAUCAAGUGGGAAAGUAAUGCCAUAUUUUCAUCUCCAUCUACCAAGAGCUUCGUCUUUUCUGUGGAGGGUGGCCGGACGAUGGAAUUAGUGAUAGCUCAAUUCUGGUCUAGUGGUGUAGGAAGUAAUGAACCUGCUGUUGUGGAAUUUGAGCUUGCAUUCCAUGGGAUAGAUGUUAGCAAAGAUGAAGUGAUUCUUGAUGGAAGUGAAGCCCCUGUUAGAAUCGAAGCCCAAUCGCUGUUAUCAUCUGAAAAACUUGCUCCUAUCGCCAAGCUAAAUAAGAUUAGAGUUCCAUAUCGUCCUGUUGAUUCAAAACUGAGUGCUCUUUCAGCAGACCGAGAUAAAUUACCCUCUGGAAAGCAGAUACUUGCAUUGACAUUGACUUACAAGUUCAAAUUGGAAGAUGCCGCUGAAGUAAAACCACAGAUACCCUUGCUUAACAACCGUAUCUAUGAUAACAAGUUUGAAUCCCAGUUUUAUAUGAUUUCAGAUUCAAACAAGCGCAUAUAUGCAAUGGGUGAUGUCUACCCAGAGUAUGCAAAAUUGCCCAAAGGUGAUUACACGUUACAACUGCACUUGAGGCAUGAGAAUGUGUCCUACUUGGAGAAGUUGAAGCAGUUAGUGCUGUUCAUUGAAAGAAAAUUGGACAAGGAGGCUGUGCAAUUGAGCUUUUAUACUCAACCAGAUGGUCCAGUCACGGGUACUGGUAGUUACAGUUCGUCAACAUUAGACCCUGGAUCAAAAGAAGCCUUUUACAUAGGACCUCCCACUAAGGACAAACUUCCAAAGAACUCUCCUGAAGGGUCUGUACUAGUUGGAGCAAUUUCAUAUGGUAAGCCUUCAACUGUGGUGUCGGAUCAGGCAAAUGACCCUGAAAAGAAUCCGGCGUCGUAUCAGAUAACUUAUCUAGUCCCACCAACUAAGGCUGAUGAGGAUAAGGGAAAGAAUUCUACUUCCAAGACUUCCACAAAAAGUGUGUCAGAGCGUUUAGAGGAAGAGGUUCGUGAUGCAAAGAUUAAGGUCCUCGCAAACCUAAAACAAGGCACUGAGGACGAACGAGCAGAAUGGAAAAAAUUAUCCGUCUCACUCAAGGCGGAAUAUCCGAAUUACACUCCCUUGCUGGCCCAAAUAUUGGAGGGACUGAUAUCCCAGGAAGUGGAAGAUAAAGCACACCAUUAUGAAGAGAUAAUUGCUGCAGCAGAUGAGGUUGCUGACAGUAUCGACACAGAAGAGUUGGCAAAAUUUCUUUCCAUCAAUGGUGAUCCUGAAGAGGAAGAUUUCACGGAAACCAAGAAGAAGAUGGAGAAAAGACGUGACCUGCUGGUCGAAGCGCUUUACCAAAAAGGUUUAGCUUUAGUGGAAGUUGCUUCCCUCAAGGGUGAGAUGGCUGCCUUGGCUGCUAACUUAGAUGCGGAAGUUGUGGAUAAACCUGGUGGUCAGUCGGUUUCGGUUGAUCUGUUUGAAGAGACUUUCAAAGAGCUGCAGAAAUGGGCCGACACUAAGUCAUCCAAGUUUUCAACUCUUCUGAUGAUACGCGAACGACAUAGUGGACGACUUGGCACUGCACUCAAGGUGGUGAAUGGGAUGAUUGACGAAGAUGCAAAGAAGAAGUUUUAUGAAGACAGAAUAUCGUUGCUCGAGCAAAGUGGAUGGGAGCAUCUUGUAGUGUAUGAGAAACUAUGGAUGCUUGUACGCUUCCCGCCAUCCCUGCCCCUCUUCUAGGCUACUUUCUUUCUUUCUUUAUUUCUUUCAUACUUGUAUUUCUUUAAUAAAUCAUGUUGGACUUUGUUUGUACAACAUAUCCAUGGUAAAAAAAAUAAUGAAAAUAAAAUUUGCAUGCACCCCAACA
Helianthus annuus (common sunflower) is the source of this 4392-nucleotide messenger RNA. RefSeq names its product tripeptidyl-peptidase 2. NCBI's taxonomy places the organism in Eukaryota, Viridiplantae, Streptophyta, Magnoliopsida, Asterales, Asteraceae. The record is from RefSeq and is a predicted model, not a curated record. Gene Ontology annotation, cellular component: cytosol. Gene Ontology annotation, molecular function: serine-type endopeptidase activity; tripeptidyl-peptidase activity. The transcript has 33 exons. Gene Ontology annotation, biological process: proteolysis. The coding region runs from base 183 to 4265 and encodes 1360 amino acids.